This is a messenger RNA of Heterocephalus glaber (naked mole-rat), 2215 nucleotides long. RefSeq names its product derlin 1 (gene Derl1). Lineage: Eukaryota; Metazoa; Chordata; Mammalia; Rodentia; Bathyergidae. The record is from RefSeq and is a predicted model, not a curated record.
CCGCGGCCGCCGGAAGGGGAAGUUUCGCUUCGGAACGCUGUCUCGCUCGUCCGAAUUCGGUGGCGCCACGUCCGCCGUCAGCGCCUUCCGUACCUCGGCUCCCGCGGCUUCCGCCUCGACACCUUCCACUCGCGAGCCCGGCUGCGUCGUGAGGGCGGCUCAGACACUCGGGCGGCUGUGCGCAUCCUGGCGACUGAGAGGCGAAGAUGUCGGACAUCGGGGACUGGUUCAGGAGCAUCCCGGCCAUCACGCGCUACUGGUUCGCCGCCAGCAUCGCGGUCCCGUUGGUCGGCAAACUCGGCCUCAUCAGCCCGGCUUAUUUGUUCCUGUGGCCCGAAGCCUUCCUCUAUCGCUUCCAGAUUUGGAGGCCAAUCACUGCCACCUUUUAUUUCCCUGUGGGUCCAGGAACUGGAUUUCUUUAUUUGGUCAAUUUAUAUUUCUUAUAUCAGUAUUCUACACGACUUGAAGCAGGAGCUUUUGAUGGGAGGCCAGCAGACUAUUUAUUCAUGCUUCUCUUUAACUGGAUUUGCAUCGUGAUUACUGGCUUGGCAAUGGACAUGCAGUUGCUGAUGAUUCCUCUCAUCAUGUCAGUACUUUAUGUCUGGGCCCAGCUGAACAGAGACAUGAUUGUGUCAUUUUGGUUUGGAACACGAUUUAAGGCCUGUUAUUUACCUUGGGUUAUCCUUGGAUUCAACUAUAUCAUAGGAGGCUCGGUGAUCAAUGAGUUAAUUGGAAAUCUUGUCGGACAUCUUUAUUUCUUCCUAAUGUUCAGAUACCCAAUGGACUUGGGAGGAAGAAAUUUUUUAUCGACACCUCAGUUUUUGUACCGCUGGCUGCCCAGCCGGAGAGGAGGGGUGUCGGGGUUCGGUGUACCCCCUGCUAGCAUGAGACGAGCCGCCGACCAGAAUGGCGGAGGUGGGAGACACAACUGGGGCCAGGGCUUUCGACUUGGAGACCAGUGACCGAGUUCCUCUGGGCUGCCCACCAGCUGUCGCGCUCAGCGCCAUCUCCUGCCAGUGCUGGGUGUGCUUCACGGCCAAGUCCUAGCCAGCACUGUUGGACCUGACCCACACCGAAUGUAGUCUUUCAGUGUGAGACAAAAGGUUUUAAAUCUUAAAGGAAAAUACAAGUGUUCCUCAAGUUUCAUGAUUCUCACUGAAGUCCUUACUGCUAUGAAGAACAAAUAUCAAGAGUGCAAAUUGCAAAACUGACUCUAUUUUGGUGUUUUCACUUCUUCCCUUUCCACCUGAAAAGUGGGUGUUAGCAGGUGCUGAUCUGCGGCACCGAGCUGGGCAUCUGGGGUUGGGUUACCAAACCCUGGCGAAGGAUCUUCUGUCUUCCUUCACAUGCACCUCCCUCCCACUUUCCCAGCCCCGAAGUUGCCGCCUGAGGGGCUGCUCACGAAAUGAUUCCGCCUUUGACAAACGUAUUUAUUGGCUUUGCCAAGGCUUGGUCGCAAAGAACCUGUUCAUGCAACUGUUUUCCCCCUCAGUGGCAGAACUGUAAUAGGGGAGAAGACAGCAGUGGACGAAGAGCUUUCUCAGCUUUUGGAAUUGUGUCAGCCCAACAGCAGUUACCGCCGUUGUCUCCUCUUCAGAUGUUUUUAUAGAAAGGUGUUGAGUCCGUGAGGGCCUAGAGUGGUAUUAAUGAGGAUUGUUGCUAGGUGCUGUUUUCCUGAGCCGAGUGAUAGGGACUAGUGGUGUUGCUUCUACCACAGGGUUAGGUUUUGUCCCUUUGUGUUUCCCAUGUAGGGCACAUUGGCCUCCUAUACUCAGAGUAGUCACGUUGGGUUGUGUCAGGAGGUUCCGGGCGCACGAGCCACAGAGUGCCGCUCCCCAGAGAGGCUCCCAACUCUCAUUCUGCAUGUGUGCUUGCUGCAGAGGGGAGGGAGGGUCUCAGACCCUAUUUAAGUUGUCAUUUUUCUUUUGCCCCUGCCCUUUUUUGGUCAGGUGUUUCAGGCAAUUGUGAGAAAAGUGCAGCUCUUUUGUAGGUGGAUCAUUUUUAAAGCUAAUAUAAGCACAUCUGAGUGAUUGGCACAUAAUUUUGGAUUAUAAGGGCUUUAGAAUCAUUUGUGUUUAAAAGUUUUUAUUAUUUUGAGUCAUGAAUGUACAUGUGUUGUGAAUCAGAGCAGCUUGGAUACCCAGAAUACUAUUUCAUAGGUGGGCUUUCCCCAUCAGAGCUUGGCUCAUCAGCAAAUAAAGUUUUUUAAAGGCUA